Messenger RNA from Nicrophorus vespilloides, 756 nucleotides. RefSeq names its product protein Mpv17 (gene Mpv17). Lineage: Eukaryota; Metazoa; Arthropoda; Insecta; Coleoptera; Silphidae. The transcript has 2 exons. Gene Ontology annotation, cellular component: membrane; cytoplasm. Bases 108 to 644 code for a protein of 178 amino acids. The record is from RefSeq and is a predicted model, not a curated record.
ACAUAACCUUAAAGAGGCACGUUUUUUAACUGUUCUUCUACUUGUAGAUUAAAUAACCUCUGUUGCUGUGAUUCCAGUUGUUUUAUCUUUCGGUAUAUUAGUUUAAGAUGAGCGUCAGCAAGAUUUAUCAAACUUUCCUGAGGAAGUUCCCAAUCUUGUCUCAGGCCGUCCAGGCGGGAGCUUUGAUGGGAGCGGGCGAUUUCAUAGCGCAGACGGUCGUUGAGAAGCGCCCCAUGAAAGAUUAUAGCCUGCAGAGGACGGCACAGUUCACGUCCAUUGGGUUUUUCAUUGCGGGACCAACACUGACGGUCUGGUACGGGUUUCUGGCUAAGCGCUUCGGAUCCGUUGGUGGUGGAUCCGUGGCUCUGAAGAAGAUGGCCUGCGAUCAGCUGCUUUUCGCUCCUUGUUUCAUAGUGGUCUUCUUGACUGCUCUAGGUCUCGUCCAGCGCAAACCCCUGGAUUCAAUUCAGAAGGACAUCACAAGAGAUUACAAGGAUAUCUUGAUAACAAACUACAAGCUUUGGCCUCCCGUUCAACUCGUGAACUUUUGUUUCGUUCCGCUCCAAUAUCAAGUCCUCCUCGUACAGUUUGUCGCUUUGGUCUGGAACACCUACCUCUCUUGGAAAACUCAAUCGUCGCAUUAGAUUAUUUUAGUUUAGAUUUAAGUUUAAAUUAAAUAUAAAAUAAACAAUAAUCAUUACUUACCCUCCCUCUUGAAUAAUUACUUAGAUAUGCAAUGAGAAUAAAGUAUUUAUG